Apaloderma vittatum (bar-tailed trogon) is the source of this 1825-nucleotide messenger RNA. RefSeq names its product tubulin, gamma complex associated protein 5 (gene TUBGCP5). The annotation marks the transcript as partial. The transcript has 13 exons. Gene Ontology annotation, molecular function: gamma-tubulin binding; microtubule minus-end binding. Lineage: Eukaryota; Metazoa; Chordata; Aves; Trogoniformes; Trogonidae. Gene Ontology annotation, biological process: spindle assembly; cytoplasmic microtubule organization; mitotic cell cycle. Gene Ontology annotation, cellular component: gamma-tubulin complex; centrosome; equatorial microtubule organizing center. The record is from RefSeq and is a predicted model, not a curated record.
AUUUCUUGCACAGAUUCCACCGUUUUCUUGAUGUGAACAGUCACAAAGUAGAGAGGACGAUAGAAGGAAUACAUGAAAAAUUGAUAGUUCAUUCUGACCUUGGAAAAGCUGCAAGCUGGAAAAGACUAACAGAAAAAUUUCUGAACUCACCUCUUCCAAGUGUUGAAGAAACAAAGACAGAUACACACUAUUCCAUACUGUCUCUUCUGUUGUGUUUGUCUGAUUCUCCAUCCAACACCACCUAUGUGGAAAAACCAAGAGACAAAGAAGUGGAAAAGGAAGAAGAAUUUGAUUGGGGAAAGUAUUUGAUGGAAGGAGAAGAAAUUUACUUUGGCCCAGGCAUAGAUACACCAGAUUGGUCUGGAGAAAGCGAAGAGGAGGAAGAUACUCAGCCUUUGAGCAGGGAGGACUCGGGUAUUCAGGUGGACAGGACACCUUUAGAAGACCAAGAUCCAAAUAAGAAAACAGUACCUAAUGUUUCCUGGAAAGUUGGUGAACCUGAUGCCCGCAGCUGGCUGGAGCAGCACGUAGUUCCUCAGUACUGGACAGGGAGAGCUCCUCGCUUUUCACAUAGUUUGCACUUGCACGCCAACCUAGCUGCGGUCUGGGACCACCACUUGUACACCAGUGAUCCUUUAUAUGUGCCAGAGGAGAGAACCCUGGUCACUGAAACUCAGGUUAUACGGGAAACUCUUUGGCUACUUUCAGGAGUGAAAAAGCUUUUUAUAUUUCAGCUGAAUGAUGGAAAAGUGGCUGUGCGGAAUGAUAUUAUUUUAACUCAUUUAACCCAUAAUUGCUUGAGAUCUGUGUUGGAGCAGAUAGCAGCAUAUGGCCAAGUUGUUUUUAGACUGCAGAAGUUUAUUGAUGAAGUGAUGGGACACAGCCCGGAAAGUAUAAUGCACGGAACAGUUGCCACUCCAAAGAAAACGACCGAAGCCCCAUUCAGAACCUACCAAGCUUUUAUGUGGGCCUUGUACAAAUAUUUCAUUAGCUUUAAAGAAGAACUUACCGAAAUUGAAAAAUGCGUAAUUAACAAAGAUAAAACAGUUACACUUUCAAUAGUAAUGGAUGAAUUGUCUCCCAGACUGGCACAGCUGAAGGUGCUUCACAAAGUUUUCAGCACAGGAGUAGCGGAAGUGCCACCUGACACGAGAAAUGUUGUACGAGCAUCUCACCUGCUUAAUACUCUCUACAAAGCGAUUCUCGAAUACGACAGUGUUGGCGAAGCAUCCGAGCAAACGGUCUCCCUUCUGUUCUCUCUCUGGGUUGAAACUGUGAGGCCAUACUUACAGACAGUGGAUGAGUGGAUAGUCCAUGGUAAUUUGUUUGAUCCUGCAAAAGAAUUUAUCAUUCAGAGAAACAAAAACGUUCCAGUUAACCACAGAGAUUUUUGGUAUGCUACCUACACAUUAUACAGCGUGUCGGAGAAGACGGAGAAUGAAGAGAAGAUGAGUGAUAAUGCCAGUGCCAGCUCUGGCAGCGAUCAGGCGCCAUCGAGCAGGCAGCACACGAUGGUCUCUUUUCUGAAACCUGUGCUGAAGCAAAUCAUCAUGGCUGGGAAGUCCAUGCAGCUGCUGAAGAACCUGCAGUGCAGAGACGGCUCUCCGCAGCAGGUCGCAUCGAGAGAUGCCGAACGGAAGAGUUUGUAUACACUGUUCUUGGAAUCGGUGCAGUCCCGCCUGCGGCACGGGGAAGAGUCUGUUCCAGAUAUUAUUACAGAGCAGCAGGCCACAAAGCAGAGCCUGAUAAAGAUGCAGUCUAUAGCAGAAAGACACUUGGAGCUGGAUGAUGUCCAUGACCCGCUGCUGGCUAUUAAUUUUGCCAG